AGCACGUUGAACUCAGGCAUGCGCCCGGAUUUGAUCUCUCUAUCUUCCUGCCUUUUAUAUGAAACCCCGUAAGGUCACCUUGGCUCAGUUUGAAUAGGAUUCGGGAUUUAGGUUUUUCAGCGCGACCGGGUUUUUGUGCGAAUUUUGAGUAUAAGAUUUUGAGGAAGAGUGUAGUUCUAAAACAAAAAACGAUCCGAAAAGACGUAAAAAUGGUCGACACGAAAAAAGCCCUUUUGUCCAUGAUCUCGCAACCAGCCGAAGAUUCCGGCAACAAAGUGACAGUUGUCGGUGUAGGACAAGUGGGAAUGGCUUGUGCGUUCAGUAUUUUAUCCCAGGGCGUCUCAAGCGAAGUCGUCCUGGUGGAUGUGAUGGCUGAUAAACUCAAAGGCGAAAUGAUGGAUCUCCAGCACGGCGCUUUGUUUCUCAAAAACGCUAAAAUCCUUGCUAGUACUGAUUAUGCUAUCACUGCUGGAUCGAAGCUGUGCAUCAUUACUGCAGGUGUGAGACAGAAAGAAGGCGAAUCUCGUCUGGACCUAGUCCAACGCAACACGGACGUCCUCAAAAACAUCAUACCCAAACUGGUCGAGUAUUCGCCAGACACCAUUUUGCUGGUAGUCAGUAACCCAGUGGACAUUCUCACCUACGUGGCCUGGAAACUGAGCGGUCUACCCAAACACCGCGUCAUCGGUUCAGGCACCAACCUAGACACUUCCAGAUUUCGGUUUUUGGUUUCGCAAAAACUCGGCGUGGCUCCUGGCAGCGUUCACGGUUGGAUUAUCGGCGAACAUGGAGAUUCUAGCGUUGCUAUUUGGUCUGGUGUGAAUGUGGCCGGUGUGCGCCUAAGGGAAAUCAACCCUGCGAUCGGCACAGAGCAAGAUACUGAAAACUGGAAGGAUAUCCACAAGCAAGUGAUCAAUUCCGCCUACGAUGUUAUCAGGCUGAAAGGUUAUACUUCGUGGGCUAUUGGUUUGAGUGUGGCUUCUUUGGCUUCGAGCAUUUUGAGGAACUCGAAUAAUGUUCAUGCUGUUUCCACUUAUGUAAAGGGCAUGCACGGAGUGCAAGAAGAAGUUUAUCUGUCAGUGCCAGCAGUGAUCGGUACCCAUGGAAUUUCACACACAGUCACUCAGACCUUGUCCAAAGACGAAAUAUUCAGUCUCCAAAGUUCAGCUACCAAGAUGUCUGUAGUACAGAACAAAUUGGAAUUUUAGUGACAAGACUGUAAAAUUGUAUUGAUUGGAUUUAUAAGAUAAUGUGCAUUUAAUAAAGCGUCCAGAUAAAUUAUAAAAUAUCUCAGGGAACAUUCAGGCUUUUAAGUUAGCCCAAUUAUUAUUAUUUACGCCAUAUUCCUAUUUUAAGUUUUACUAUUUUUAUUAUUAUUUUUUUAAAGAUUAUUGUGAUGUGUGUUAAUUUAAUUCUACUAACUACUAACGCUAAUUUCUAUGUUAUAAUUAUAGCUCUAUAGCUAGCUCAACUUAUGAUCUGAUCAUUAGGAGGUGGGGUCCUUAUUCUCGAAUCAGAGAAGCAGCGUUCUCAUGAGAAAGAAUGUUCACUGUCUUCGUCGUCCAUAUCAUAUUUCCAUAACACGGAAAAAGACAGAGAGCAAUCGUUCUCAUGAGAACGCUGUUCCUCGGUUUCGAGAAUAGAGGUCCACACCGCUGAAGAUUAUUCCCUGUAAAUGCAUUAUUUUUUAUAGCUAUAUACCAAUUUUAUCAUAAUAAAUUUGUUCUAAUAA
This is a messenger RNA of Ceutorhynchus assimilis (cabbage seed weevil), 1732 nucleotides long. NCBI's taxonomy places the organism in Eukaryota, Metazoa, Arthropoda, Insecta, Coleoptera, Curculionidae. The record is from the annotation of a GenBank genome assembly.